GUGACACACUCAGCUCAGGUGGGCUACUAGAAGGACAUAGUUGCAGUAGUAGUUGUCUUCUCUGAGGGGGCCCUGUAAUAACAUGGACCGCACGAACUGAGGGCCCCCCAGGCCAACAAACUGAACCAUAGACGCAAGCACAGACCGCACCAUGGUGGCUGAGGAGGUUAUCAUCACCCUAUCCGGAGGAGCACCAUGGGGCUUCCGACUACAGGGAGGAAUCGAGCACCAGAAGCCUCUACAGGUCGCCAAGGUGCGUAAGCGAAGUAAAGCGUGUCGGGCCGGACUACGUGAGGGAGAUGAGCUGGUGUCCAUCAAUGAGAAUUCCUGUGGGAGUCUGUCGCACGCAGAGGUCAUGAACCUGAUCGACUGCAUGCCAGGAACGCUCCACAUCCGAGUUAGGAGGGCACCGGCUGGCUUCCAGUCGGUGGUUCUUGUUGCUCGAGCUCCUUCUCCCCGCAUUGAUAAAGAGUACCGUGCUGCCCUUAGGGCCAUGUCACCAUCCAGCUCCCGACCUCACCAGUCCAGUGUGCGGCAGAUACACUGUGAACCCCUGAUGUCCCAGACCGGACGCAGUGGACUGACCUCCCCGCCGUGCAGUGAAGCCUACUACGGAGAAACAGACAGCGAUGCAGACGUGGCUGCUCAUGAGAGGCAACGCAAACCAAAGCGACGCAGUCCCAGCAAUUCACCCGGCAAGGCUGCUCGAGCCUCACCAGAGGGAGCAGAGACUUCAGAAAUGAGUGGGUAUGACAGUGCCUCGGAUGCCCAAAUGUACAAUCUUUUGGGGCCUAAUAAGAGGGAAGAUGCAUUGCCUGGUGUAGCCCGCAGAGAAGUGAUUUACCAGCCCCCUCCCCAUGGAGCCUGGUCCUCGCAGACCUCAACGGAGACCUCAUCCAUGAGUGCGGAUGACCAAAACCCACGAGAAGCGCUAAUGGAAGAAGACAGUGGGUUUCAGGAGCCCUCAAACCUUCCCCCUCUGGUUUCUCGAGAAAGAGCCAAAGAAGCUCUUAUGCUGAGCUCUCGUAGUCAGUUGGUUCCCAUGGUUGGUCCAGUUGACAAUCCAGUGGAUGAGGAACUCACGUUAACAUACAUGGAUAAAGCAAAACAAGCAAAAUUGAACCGUGGAGAGACGGCCAUGGACAAACAGGUGAAAGAAGCUCGGUCCAAGUGCCGCACCAUCGCCUCACUACUGACGGAUGCACCAAACCCUCAUUCAAAGGGUGUUUUGAUGUUUAAAAAGCGCAGGCAACGCUCCAAGAAAUACACACUGACCAGCUUUGGAAGUGUUGAUGAGGACAUGAGGCAAGACUCUCAAGAAGAGGAUGGCAUAUUUCCUGGCAGCGAGUCAGAAUUUGAUGAGGAAGGUUUCUCUGCUGCACCGGACCCCACAUGGGACAGCGACUAUCUUGAGAUGCUAGAGAAAAGAUCUGCUUCCAGAGGUCAGGAAGGAGAGGGUGGUGCUCUCAGUCCUGGUUUGAGUGAUACUACUGGGAAGGGGGCACAGUUGUUUGAGCAGCAGAGGAGAAGGGCUGAGGAACAUGCAAAGAAAAUGGAAGCUGCGCAAGAACAGUUACAAAGCCAAAUGCUGGGCGUUGUACUGAAAGAGACACAAUCACUUCCUCAACUACAGACACUGCAACCUCAACCACAACCAAACUUAUUGACAAAGCCCAAUGUCCAGCAACCAUCUGUUGCCCCAAAACCUGCCAGACCUUCAAAACCAACAGAAACACAAAACAUGACACAAAUGAGCCCACCUAAGGCCAUUCCUGCUGUCCCUGUUAUGGUUAGCAGGGAUACUUUAAGCACAAUGGUGCCAGCCCCCUCUGUCUUGCCCCAAACUAAUCCCUCAGUACCUUCUGCUGAAACUGUGAUGGUUCCACCACCAACUCCUCUACCAGAAUUACCUGCCAGCUCUGUGUUAAAUAGAACUGCCCGUCCAUUUGCCCCAGGCUGUGUUAUCAAUCGGGCAGCCACCGCUCCUGUCGUGUUUCGCCCUGCAGUCAGUAGAAAGACACCCAGACCUGUUUCGGUGGCUGUGGUGGUACCAUCAGCAUCAGAAGAGCCUGCCAGGGGUGUCACCCCUGUCUCCUUUGUAAGCCAAGUCACAAUGAAUAAAAUGAGUGAAUAUGUCCCUUCUGAAAUGAUACCUACACCGCCCUUUAUGCCUGGAAAUUCUGUUCCUCCUCCUGCUUCUGUAUCCAUGGAAUCGUAUUCUCAACCUGCUCUUCACUGCUCCUCAGUGGAAAACAUCCAGGUUGCAUCAGUGCCAACUCCCAUAGUUCAAACUAAAGAACCUACCUUUCUUACAAAUGAAAAAACAGCUGUUCCUCCUGCAAUCCCUACUGACAACAUGGUGACAACUUCUGAGACCCCUACAAGCCCUGUUACUUUGCAGUCUCCAAUAGUUUAUCGUGAAAAAAACUCUUCCUCUGGUGGCCGCUCUGGUAUUCUCCAAGAGUCCCAACGCCGUAGUGCAUACAAGCCAAUGUUUAAGAUACCUGACAGCAAGAAGAACUCACCUAACCCUGAAUUAUUGUCUAUGGUGCAGAAUCUAGACGAAAGACCCAGGUGUGUAUAUUCUGAACCUGAAGAUAUUACCCACAACAUUGAUGACAAUAGGACAAGGGUCCCACCGCCUGUGGCUCCUAAGCCACGGGUCAUCCCAGAAAUGUCACAGAUCUCUCAAGCAGAGGGAAAAGGUGCAGAGCUGUUUGCUCGUAGACAGAGUCGCAUGGGUUUGUUUGUUGUAGACUCUCCACAUCUGGAGCCUGCACCUCUACAACCCCAACAAUCCCAAUCAGUCAUAGACUUGGUCCAACCACUGGAACCCUUACCAACUCCAUCCCAAUGGAAGUAUUCCCCUAAUGUUCGUGCCCCUCCACCAAUAGGUUACAACCCCUUGCUGUCUCCUUCCUGUCCUGUUGGGGUUCAGCGCGGAGGUGCUAAGGUGUCUGAGGGAAGUUUCAAAGGAAGUAAGGGGACUUAUGGUUUCCCAAAAGAGGGUAUCAAGGUCUUGGACUUCAUGAGGCGGCAGCCUUACCAACUGAACUCUGCAAUGUUCAGUUCUGGUGGCGGCAUUAGCACGCAGUCUUCAAUCCCCUCCUACCAGAGGCAACAGAAGGAGGGCCACACUCUGACACCACCCAAGCAGAUCCCAGUAAAGGCGGCACGUGUGUAUGAAAUCAAACGCUUCUCCACUCCCACCCCAAUGUCAGCACCAACUCUCAACCCCACAGUGAUUGUACCACGCUCACGGACCACGCUUAGUGAACACUUCUCUCAUUCUGACCUGAGAUCCCCUCCACCUGAACCUGUGACCGAAUCAACUUCAGCACCUUUACGGGCCCCAGGCCUCCCAGAGCUCCCCAAACUUUCAGCUGUCCCCAUCCCUCACCCCAUGCCGUACUCACCCCCAGAUCCCAUGUCAAGUAUGUCAAGCCUAAGCUACUCUGGGUUCCAAGCUGCCAAACAGUUUAAGAGUGCCCCUGAGUUAAGUGCCCUUCCACCCUUAAAGUCUCAUAUUCAAGUUCCCAAACCUCGCUUUAUUGCAACAAGAGGGGGUAUCCAGCCCCGCGUCUGGAGACCUGGAACCCUACCUCACAUUUUGCACGCCUUGGGUUCUUGGUCCAGCCACACAGGUCAAAGGUACUUUGCCUUUUCCUAUUUUCACUGUACCUUUGAGACCACAUCUUGUAAGCAGUCUAGAGCCUUGUCUGGAAUCAUGCCUCGGUUAGGAACACCAGCCCCACCCAACAAGAGGAAAAAGCUUUCCAAGAUCAUCACUGACCUGUCACACAUAACCCAAGAUGAGUAUGAAUCUGAGCCUGAGGCCUCAGAGUUUGACUUGGGGAAGAAAAUCAGGACACCCAAGGACGUCAUGCUGGAGGAACUAUCCCUUCUGAAGAACAAAGGCUCCAAGAUGUUCAAGAUGAGGCAGAUUCGUGUGGAGAAGUUCAUCUAUGAGAACAACCCCGACCUCUUCGGUAGUGAGUCCAUGGAUAACCUCCAGAAGUUCGUGCCCAGCCUAGGGGGUCAGAUGAUGGAUGUUGGUGGCCGGCUGAUUGGUGGACAGAUGGCUGGUCAGGCUGGUGGGGCCGGCAAAGCACCAGUGCCUCCUCCUAAACCCAGAAGCUAUGGCAAGGGAGCAGGGGGUGGGCUGCUAGCAGGUGGGCUCGCUGGAGGAGCGGGAGGGAAGGAUGGUGUGUCAGGAGAUGCCUCACAGAGUGAGGAAAGUGCUCUGGAAAAGGCUAAAAAGAGGGAAACAUAUGGGAGGACAUACAUUUCGCCUUGGGAACGGGCUAUGAAGGGCAAUGAAGACCUUCUAGCCACAAUGAAGGCUCAAAUGCCAGGACCCUAUUCUUAUAAGGAGCUGAGGAAAUAUAAGAGCUUUAACAGGAGUGCUAUGCCCUAUGGGGGCUUUGAGAAGGCCUCUCAGCUCAUGACCUUCCAGCUGCCAGACAUCGAGGUGGCUGUUGAGGAGCCUGAAACAGCAGUGGUGUACCAGCAUGAUGUCGGCUCACGACCAUCCUUUAACCGCACGCCCAUUGGUUGGGGGGGUAGCGCUGAACCAGGCAGCAUUCACAUGGAGUUGGAUACUAUACCAUUUGAUGGGGAGACUGAUGACCUGUGA
Messenger RNA from Pimephales promelas (fathead minnow), 4636 nucleotides. The record is from RefSeq and is a predicted model, not a curated record. Lineage: Eukaryota; Metazoa; Chordata; Actinopteri; Cypriniformes; Leuciscidae.